Coprinopsis cinerea okayama7#130 is the source of this 1038-nucleotide messenger RNA. RefSeq lists its product as hypothetical. The coding region runs from base 1 to 1038 and encodes 345 amino acids. The transcript is spliced from 15 exons. Lineage: Eukaryota; Fungi; Basidiomycota; Agaricomycetes; Agaricales; Psathyrellaceae. The record is from RefSeq and is a predicted model, not a curated record.
AUGGCACUUCCGGAUGCGGACUCUAUCUACGAAUUUGGACUGGAGGUGUCGUCAUUAUUCUUCGUGAAAACGUGUAUCGAUUUCGCAGGAGUGUCUGUCUUUUUAUACGACUAUCUGCAGACCGUUCACGAUGAGGUCACCAUGAUUUGGAGAUCCCGGUUAUCCCUGGGAAAAGUGCUAUUUAUCGUAGCACGGUACACGCCCUUUAUCGACCUCACUUUCUUCCUUUCGAUGAAUAUCCCGGAACUCGUUAAUCAUCCAUCGAUAUGUCGGAUUCUACAGGGGAUUGCGCUAGUCUCCACCAUUCUGGGUAUCACAACCUGCGAAGCCAUAUUGGUCAGCUCGCUAAGCGCCCUAGUGGGCGUCACGAAGAGAUCAUCCACGAUCAUCUGGUCCAUAUUUGCAGCCCAUGCAGUCGUAAUCGCUGUCUUCACUGGUUUAGCGUUGGAUGGUGUGCGAGGCGUCCCGCCACCAUGGCCACUGAAGCGGUGCUACACUAUAUACUCACCCGCAGACAGGGCUCACUUCCUGGCCCGAGGGUAUCUAAUCUUACUCGUAGGCGAAUCUAUCGCGACCAGCAUCGCCGUCGUCGUGGGUAUCAGGAAGUACUGGAGGACGAAAAGUCGAUUGACCAACGUGCUUUAUCGAGAUGGAACGAUGUACUACAUUGGACUGCUGACGUGUACCAUUGUCAACCUCUCAACACAUAAUUCUGCGAUAGGGAUCGGACCACUGCACCUAUUGCAAAGGGCAAUGCACGCGAUCCUCGCAAACCGCCUCCUCCUCGACACACGUCGCCAAUUCAAAGCAAACUAUAUCGGGCCCGGAGGCUCGACUGCCGUGGUAUCCGACCUCAAAUUCAAAAACACCCAGGCCUCGAGGAGGGGGCAGAAUACGACCUGGAAUGAGAUGGGCACUGUGGGUCUCGGGGGUGGAGGUGGAGAUGGACUGCAAGAUUCAGAGGCAUCGAGGUCGGACGAGCAAUCGGAACUUGGAAUUGUUGAAGUUAGAAGAGAUGAAAAAGAGGCUGUUGUAUAG